AUGUCUAGCCCUCCGAAUUCACUAAAAAACGAUUCCCAGGUUGGAAUCUUACCCGCACACAAGUCAUUACAAGCAAUUAACACAGUUGCCGCCGGAAGCUCACCACGCUUUAUUCAGUUGCCUUCACCGGUAUAUGUGGCGUCCUGGAUCUCUACCACACAUGUUCUGAUUGCGGCUGGGGGUGGUGGUAGUCGUUUUGGGAUGGCCAAUGUCCUCGUUCUGCUUUCGAUUCAUCUUAGCAACCAGGAUGCGGUUAGUCCUGAGAUGGGAGACCGUGCUGCGUGUUCAGGGUUAUCAAUGAAGUUAAACGCUGAACAGCACAAGAUGAUCGCGACCGCGGCGCCGCCUAGCUUUUGCACUUCUACUACAUCCACUGGGGCGGGUGUGCACAUCCCACACUUGUGGACGUUCGUCGCUGCGUUAGAUCUUGGUGGCGAUGUCCCCUGGUGUGCCUCGAAAUACCUUCAUUUGGAACGUUCAGAGGUGGAGUGCGGCGCAGCGGAUGAUUCAACGAACCUUUCCACUCGUGAAUGGGCACUGAACGGAAACAAAUGCCUUCAGUGUACGCAUGGCAUCAUCGCUUUGAGCAGCAUCCGGACUUUUAGCCUUAUUGCCGUGGAGCACGUUUCAGGAACGAGUCAAACAGGUGAGUCUAUUAAAACUAGCGAAUCGUUGUGUUGUGCAGCGUAUCGAUUAAGACUUCUGGCGCGUAUUGCAUUACCCAGCGAGACAGGCAACGAAGACAAAAAGCCCAUUGCGAUGGUACGCUACGCCGUUGUGGUAGCUCACGACGAAUGCGGAAUUUAUGCCUAUGACCUGCGUUCCUUGCUACCUCAAGGGGAAAGGGGAAACGACGCAGGGGAACCGGUGGUCCAGGCGAUUCCGAUGGCUCAAUGGACGCUACCGGACCGUGUCAAUGAUCUUCACGCCGAUCGCUUCAAUUGGGUAUUGGUGAGGCCAUUUUCCAAGGCUCUCGCCUUGGACUAUGUGCUUAUUGUUGCCCUAGUCCGGGACAAAACCCUGCGGCUUGGCUCUUUUCGCCAAAAUAGGUGUCUCCCCAUUUUUUACUCAUCAUGCCGUGGACAGGCGCAAUCUGAUGAGAUCGUCUGGGAGAGUGAGGAAGAGGAACCAAGCAAAUCUAAAUUAAGUGUCAUUGGGACUAUUAAGGAAGAGGCAGUGCUUACUGGAGUAGACUGUGGGCUGCAAUUUAACUUGUUUCCCUCUUCCAUGCGUCUUGUACGUUUGUUUGGUUUGGAAACCCUUUCCUUUUCCGCGCAAGAGUGUGCCCUAAAGACACUUGCCUUGAGAGUUACCGAGGAUAGUGCGAAAUUGUUAAGACCCUUGCCACUUGUUUCCCUUAUUAUGGUAGUUUAUGAUCAGCAUCGCAACCAGUCUUUCUUCCUGCAUGCAUACGUGAUGAUAUCGGGCUGCCCAAGUGCACCCUUUUUGGCAAAAGAGACACUCCCAAAAAGCGACGAAAUGCUUCAGGGCAGCGAUCCCAAUGGCAAAGGGGGGAGGGAUCCUUUGAUUCAUUAUCAAAUCCGUAUGGGGGCCGGUGGCCCCUCGCCAAUUGUUAAGGAUGCCAUAACGUGCUUCUCACAAUGUUCUAAUAUGGAUGAGUAUCUCGAGUUUGCCCCAAACCAGACGCAGAUGGACUUGAAAAGUGUUGUGGGUGCUUCCUUUCCGACACAUUGGUUAGCGGGUACCGUCGAAGGAUGGAUUGUGUUGGUAGUGCGGAACCCGAAGAUUCGGCCAGAGGAUUUGAUUGGCGAUAGUUUUGGUGCAGAUCCAUCUUGUACACAUGGGGUGGUGGAAGGUGGCGGAGGCAAGGAUAUUUCUAGUGAAUAUGGUGACACCUCUCCGCCAUUUUUUGUCUUGCGGCAUGCUCGACCGUCUCCUUUGCUGAGUCAGGGUGGGAAGCGUCGGAAUGUUUUCUGCUGGGGAAAUCCAAACGUUCCCCUUCAUUCGGAGCCUGUUACCGCGGUGGCAGUUUCAAAGUUGAACGAUAUUUUAUCAACCGACUUAGCGCAGAAUGUUGUGCUUUCCACAUUACCAAUGCCAAUUCGAGCCGUCAGCAUUGCUAGCCUGCCGAAUCAUCUGGGCUCAAUGGAACUGUUGCCUAAGGUAGAGGACUUGGAGCUAUUUCCCAAGGAGCUAAACCUUCAUGCAGAGCUUCUUGGUGGCCUAGCCACUGUACUUGCCCGUUCCAUGCGCCUUAGGUGGAUACUGUUAGUGUUAACUGUGUUAUGGGGAAUAUUUCUCUUGUUUUAG
Messenger RNA from Phytomonas sp. Hart1, 2271 nucleotides. NCBI's taxonomy places the organism in Eukaryota, Euglenozoa, Kinetoplastea, Trypanosomatida, Trypanosomatidae. The record is from the annotation of a GenBank genome assembly.